Molecule: messenger RNA, 3538 nt
Organism: Gasterosteus aculeatus aculeatus (three-spined stickleback)
Lineage: Eukaryota; Metazoa; Chordata; Actinopteri; Perciformes; Gasterosteidae
Gene: kctd7
Product: potassium channel tetramerization domain containing 7
Biological process (GO): membrane hyperpolarization; positive regulation of transporter activity; protein homooligomerization
Cellular component (GO): plasma membrane
Molecular function (GO): protein binding
Source: RefSeq, a predicted model, not a curated record
GCCCGAAACAGUUGAACGCCACGGACCUUGUAGUCCUUUAAUUCUUGAAUUACUCGAAGCGGAAUGCCCUUACUUCCGCUCUGAACGCAGGGGGUGUGUUCGCGCCCCCCCCCCCCCCCCCACACGCCGUCCCCUCCCACCCCCUGCUUUUGUUGUUGGGUUUUGUUGUUGUUGUUGUUGUCGUCUCCUCGUCCCUGACCCUGAUUUAUUCUCUCGGGCGCUGCCGCCCGACGGUUGGUCCGCCGCGCGCAUGCAGCGGAAUGGCUCGAGCGGCUCCAACGGUUCUGACAGCUGCGGCGGCGGGAGGGGCCGCCAAGCGCUGUCCUUCAGCCCGCUGCCCGCCGCCGCCGCCGCCGCCGCCACCACCACGCGGGUCCGGCGCUUCGUCCAGGAGCGGCGGGCGCUGCCGCUACCCAGGGUGAUGGUGGUGUUCUCGGGCGCGAGCGACACCGAGAAACCGGGCGAUGCCAUGUCAAGUUCGGACUCCGCCGCGGAGGAUGACUUCCGAAAGCCGGCCUCCCCGGCGCCGAGCUUCGCCCUCAGCAAGCCGCUCCGCUCGUCGCUCAACACCCCGGAGCCGGAGUUUCCAGAGGUCAUCUCUCUGAACGUUGGGGGUACGUUCUUCACCACCCGCCUGUCCACCCUGCGGCGAUACGAGGACACGAUGUUAGCCGCCAUGUUCAGCGGGCGUCAUUACAUCCCACGUGAUGCUGAGGGACGCUACUUCAUCGAUCGGGAUGGAACAUAUUUUGCGGACAUCCUGAACUUCCUGCGAGAGGGCGAGCUUCCUCACAGGGACCGCGUGCGAGCGGUGCACAGAGAGGCUCAGUUCUACUCCAUCGGCCCGCUGCUGGACAGCCUGGAGGACACGCAGCCGCUCACCGGGGAGAAAGUCCGGCAGGCCUUCCUCGACCUGAUGCCCUACUACAGAGACAAUCUGGAGCGCAUCGUGGAGAUCGCCAAGCUGAGGGCCAUGCAGAAGAAGGCGCGGUUCGCCAAGCUGAAGAUCUGCGUCUACAAGGAGGAGAUGCCCAUCACGCCGUACGAGCGGCCUCUGUUUAACUCUCUGCGCUUCGAGCGCUCGGACAGCGAGGCCAAGCUCUUUGAGCACCACUGCGAGGUGGACGUCUCCUUCGGACCGUGGGAGGCCGUGGCGGACGUCUACGACCUGCUGCACUGCAUCGUCAGCGACCUGGCCGAGCGCGGCAUCACCGCCGAGCAGCAGUGCAUCGGCGUCUGCGACAAGCACCUGAUCAACCAUUACUACUGCAAGAGGCCCAUCUACGAGUUCAAGAUCACGUGGUGGUGAGGGGCCGGGGGGGGGGGGGGGGGAGGGGGUGGGCAGCCGAUGGGACCAAAAUGCCAGAGAACGGGGGUUCCCUUUUUACUACAACUAGACCGAUAUUGGUUUUUGUAUUGAAGUUGCCAAUAUUUUGUGCUGAUGUCUUAAAAUGUGACCCUUUAAAUCACGCUUUGACAUUUUAUUUUAGAAAUGAAAAACACUAAUUAAACUCAGUUGCUAGUUUAUCGAGGCCGCCUACAAUGCAGUCUUAACACAACAGUCCUGUAUUAAAUCUUUCAUUUAAAACUUAAUGAAGUGGGAUUUAUUGCAGCACUGUUUUGAACUUCUUUAGUUUAACUUAAGUCUGUCUCAUUUCCUGGUAACUGAGGGUUUAUACCAAAGCAACACUACUACUUUUAAGAGUAACACAGCACCACUUUAGUCCUGUUUUUGUUGACCUGCAUUGAUUUAACUCGUCGCCUUGAUGCAGUGAUGUAAACGUGUGAAAUCACUCUCGGUAAAGAUGUGUCAAAAACUCACUUCCGGCUCACGAGGAAGAGGUGAAACAUGUCGACAUUCAAACAUGAAAAGGGAAAACAAACCUACUGUUUGGUGUACCACAAAGGUACUAUUUAAAGUUACACCUUAAGCUAAAUGCUUAACUCUACUCUCCUUUGGCUCUCUGCGGUCUAUUGAACAGCGUUUAGGAGAGCCGAGCGCUGAUCAAUAAAACCUUUCACCUCCAGAAACGUCCCGCACAGCAUAAUCAGAGUUUUGUAUCCAACGGAAACACAAACAAAACUAUUUUUGCUAUGAUAUUGCUGAACAAAGCAUUUUUAGAUUACCCUCAGAAAUGCUUCGGAUGAAGCUGCACAGGAGUUUCUUUUGCUGUCUUUUAGACGGAUGCUGUUAAAGUCUGUUUGCACUGAUAUGUUUACAUUUUUUCAUUCACGUCAUUUGAUAAAACCCCUUUUCUGGGACGAGGUGAGCUGCAUAAAGACUUCAGGCUGCUUUUGUGGGAACUAUUCCUUCAAGUUACUAUUCAAAGGUCUAACCUUAAAUCAGGAUAUUAUUGGUAGGUUUCGGUCCGGCACAUUCUCUGUUGUUACAUGCAAGUUAAAGAAAAGUGAACUAAAGUUGCUUCAUGUUGCAGCGUUGGUUGAAUGGGGCCCGAUAAUCAGCUUCUUUUCACAACUUUAUAUCAAUCUUUAUACACUUCAAAUGCAAAAACGUGCAGGUGUAAAAACUACAAAUACUGUUUGUUGGGGUUCUUUGGAUGAACAUUUACGGUUGUAGACACAAUGACGAUGUAUUGAAGCCUCAAAAAACUGAAGCCUGAGAUGACGCAUCAGACUUUGGUCGCACGACUGUUUAUUUCAUUUAAAAGUUCAUCUUUGACGUUGGCCUAACUUUAUUAUUAUUUUUGAUUUAUUUUUCUUACUUAGUUUUUCCCUUAGCUGAAUUUGUACGUGAUCGAGUUCAGAACCGCCUCAUAUUUCCUCAGUGAGUAAAUUACACUAGUUAAUAUUGAAUAUUGUAAGUAAGUAUGAAGUCAAAUCUUUAUUUUUUAGGAAUAAGUUUUGUUUCAGGAUGCAAAUGAAGUGUUUAAUCUGCUCCUUUUUGGAUUAACAGAGUAUAUUUUAAUUAUGCAACCUCCUGAGGAGCUUGUUUUUAAAGAUGUGAGAAAUGUUGGGGUUGUAUCCAUGUUGUCGCUCUUCACAUUUUACUCAAAGUUGCCGGGGAUUGAAGGUAGCUGAAGAUUUUGCACACAAAGUAAAUAUUGCUGAUGAAAUGCAGCCAUUUACACUUUCUUCUAUUGUUUCCAAGUUAAAUAAUGUAUAUAUAAUAUUUAGUAGCUAUCAAUAGUUAUUGCUCUUUAUUGUCAACCUCAUUCCACCUUUUAAGUUAAGUAAAAUGUUCUUCCCUGUACCUGAUAGUGAAGUGAAGGCACUCUGUGAUUGUAACCAAUAUGUGAUUUUAUUUUGUGAAAGAAUCUGAUAAACAACAAUAGAAAGCAACAGUACGGUACAUUUAUAACAUGCUUAUUCUAACACAUACGAGCGGGAGAGAUGCAACACUGCUAAUCUUUGUUUACACUGUUAUGUUUGCAGUAUCUGCGUAUUGUUAUUUAUCUCCUUCUGUUAGCUUCUAGGAAGCUCUUGUUCCAUUGUAUUAUUUGGGUUUAGUUAGUUUGCAAAGAAAAGUAAAUGGUAUUUUUAUUUUUCAUGGUUAGUAAAAACAAACUGUGAAAUGCUU